CUAGCAGCUCUGAAAUCUCACAGCUUCAGUAGACAGCUCCGUGGUGCUGAAAUCGCUCGUAAACACACCCGCAGCAGCAAGAUCUCAGAGAAACUCACAGAAACAUGCAUGGAAACAUGGACGGAUUUUCCUGGAAACUUUUUGUACUUGCUUGUCUAAUUGUACAGGGGUCUGCGCAAGAUUUCGGACAGACUCAGUUUAUUUGUACGUCAGUGCCCAAGGAUAUGGACUUGUGCGCGGCUACGAUGCAGAACAGCGGUCCGGCGGAGGACUUGAAGACGACAGUGAUGCAACUGAGGGAGACGGUACUUCAACAAAAGGAGACAAUUAUGAACCAAAAGGAGACAAUCAGGGAACUAACGUCAAAGUUGAGCCGGUGCGAGAGCCAGAGCUUGCCCGAGGCUGGAGCAGCGGGCAGGCGGCCUGGGGCCAAGAACACGAUGGGGGAUGUUUCGCGGGGCCCCACGGACACGCUGGCUCAACUCGGACAGACUUUACAGACCUUAAAACAAAGGCUGGAGAAUCUCGAGCAAUACAGCCGAAACAACGGCUCGGUGCAAGCCAACAGUCUGAAGGACCUGCUCCAGAACAAGAUCGAUGACAUGGAGAAGCAGGUCCUGUCCCGGGUCAACACGCUGGAAGAGACCAAACCGGGUCAGAAGAACGACACGGACCAGCGUAACCGAGUGGAGACCACGCUGACCACAAUGCACCACCGAAUAACGGAUCUAGAGAAAGGAAAAGACAACAGACCACUGGACAAGUUUCAACUGACCUUCCCGUUGAGGACCAACUACAUGUAUGCCAAAGCCAAGAGGAGCCUGCCUGAGAUGUACGCCUUCACCGUGUGUCUGUGGAUUAAGUCCAACGCGUCUCCUGGGGUGGGCACACCUUUCUCUUACGCUGUCCCGGGACAGGCCAACGAACUGGUGCUGAUAGAGUGGGGGAACAACCCGAUGGAGAUACUGAUCAAUGACAAGGUGGCCAAGUUGCCUUUCAUCAUCAACGACGGGAAAUGGCAUCAUAUCUGCAUUACCUGGACCACACGCGACGGGGUGUGGGAGGCUUUCCAAGACGGAGUGUUGAGGGGCAGCGGGGAGAACUUGGCUCCUUAUCACCCCAUCAAACCGCAGGGCGUGCUGGUCCUCGGCCAGGAGCAGGACACUCUGGGAGGUGGGUUCGACGCCACCCAAGCAUUUGUUGGUGAGCUGGCAAAUUUGAACAUGUGGGAUAGGAAGCUUUCUAUCGGAGAGAUCUACAACCUGGCAACCUGCAACAGCAAAGCGCAAACUGGCAACGUCUUCUCUUGGUCGGAGACCAACAUAGAGAUAUUCGGUGGAGCUACUAAAUGGACAUUCGAGCCAUGUCGUUCGCUCAACUGAACUGCAUUUCGUCAUGACAAAAAGGCCUGCGUGUAUUUCUGAGCUUCUGUCGUUUUUGUCUUUGUUAAAGACAAUUAGAUAUUUAUUUAAUGAUAAGCUUAAACAUGGGAUUUCUAUUCAUGAUUAGAUAUUUAUGUGCAAAACAAAACAUUUCCUUGGUCUUGAAAAAAAAAAACAUUCGUCUUUGGAAACCCCUGUUGGAAAGUGUUGGUAUCUCUGGUUGGUUUCUCUUUUUUCUUGGGAGUUUUGUUGCAAGCGCACUUGAGCUUUUUGAUUCGCAUAUUUUGUCCAGGAUCGGCAGCGGGGCAAUCCAAGCCUUAUGUUGGACAUUUCACAACCCGCUGCGGAAUUACUCACCAUUCUCACCCUCUGAGAGUGGGAGAUUACGCUGUCCGUCUAAUUCUUGUCAGUAUUUGACGCCGUGAAGUGAUGAUGUUUGACCUCUCGAUAAAUCAGCUCCGUCCCAAACCUCCCCUCUCUCCCGCCCCUCCGGAACUUGCACUGUGACUGACGAAGAAAGCCAGGGGAGGAUGGUACGUUUUGAAGGACACUGCAAAGUCGGACUGUAAAAGUCAUUCUUUUGUAAUUGUCGUUUGCUUCAAGUGUUUCUGUAAGAAUGUCGUUACUUGCCAACAUGCUAAAGCCUGGGUGCCUUGGGCUGGUACAAGUAUUCAGCACAUACGUUUUAAGUUGCAAAAUUCAGUCUUGUUUGGUUUAUUUUGAAGGGGGAUUUCUUGUUAUUCAGAUAAAUGUUAAUUAAUUGCGGUUUGUUAUCGGACAUGACGUGUUUGGGCAGGUGUUUGUACUCUGUGUUAGGAAUGUUACAGUGUCUGUAUAGUAACGGCAUGAAUGACAAAAUGCUGAAACAGCAUCGUCGAAAUCUGCUUUACUAUCCUCUCGGGUCUGGGUUUUUUACUGUAUUGUUAUAUGCUCCAAGCAUGGCAAAACUGAGAGAUGAAAAUAUCUAAUUUUUCUAAUAAAAUUGUGAUACUA
Molecule: messenger RNA, 2375 nt
Organism: Osmerus eperlanus (European smelt)
Lineage: Eukaryota; Metazoa; Chordata; Actinopteri; Osmeriformes; Osmeridae
Product: neuronal pentraxin-1-like
Exons: 5
Coding region: 105-1382 (425 amino acids)
Source: RefSeq, a predicted model, not a curated record